UACGUUUCUUCUAGUUUUAGAUGCAAUUGUCAUCUCCUCUUUCUUUUUUUUUCCUUAACUUCCUUCGUCACUUGGCUAAAUCUUGAUAUCUGUUUUUUCACAGCUGUUAAAUUAGUUGUGUUCUAUACGGUGUUCUUCAUCGUAGGACUGAUCGUAGCAGCAAGGCUUCUGUGUGUACCAUGUGUGUUUGGGUUUUUAAUCUAUAAGUUCAGCAUAAGACAUGUAUCCACGUUUGAUAGCAUAGAAGGUUUCUUGCAAGGUCAGAAUCACCUUGUGCCUAUUAGGUACUCCUACUCGGACAUCAAGAAGAUGACAAAUGGUUUUAGGGACAAGUUAGGGGAAGGAGGCUAUGGUUCUGUAUACAAAGGGAAGCUCAGAAGUGGCUCUUUCGUAGCAGUUAAAAUGCUAAGCAAGCCGAAAGCUAAUGGACAAGACUUUAUCAACGAAGUUGCGACCAUUGGAAGGAUUCAUCAUGUCAAUGUUGUUGAGCUAAUUGGAUAUUGCGCCGAGAGAUCUAAGCGUGCUCUUGUGUAUGACUUCAUGCCUAAUGGGUCUCUAGAGAAGUACAUCUCUUCUCCAGAAGGAAAAUUGUCCUUAAGUUAUAAGCAAAUGUAUGAAAUUUCUCUGGGAGUGGCUCGUGGUAUUGGAUAUCUGCAUCAGGGUUGUGACAUGCAGAUCUUGCAUUUUGAUAUAAAGCCUCAUAACAUUCUUCUUGACGAGAAUUUCACUCCAAAAGUUUCAGAUUUUGGGCUUGCAAAAUUGUAUCCAACAGACGAGAACACUGUGACCGUGACUGCAGCAAGAGGAACCUUGGGCUAUAUGGCUCCAGAGUUUUUCUACCAAAACAUCGGAGGUGUUUCCCAUAAAGCUGACAUCUAUAGUUUCGGAAUGUUGUUGAUGGAAAUGGCAGGCAAGAGAAGAAAUUGGAAUUCAUCAGCUAAUUCAAGCCAAAUUUUUUUCCCUUCUUGGGUUUAUAAUCAAUUCUCUGAAGGAAAGAACGUACAAAUCGAAGAGACCACCGAGGAGGAGAGUAAGAUGGUAAACAAGAUGAUGUUAGUGGCGUUAUGGUGUAUACAAAUGAGGCCUAGUGACCGUCCUUCGGUGAACAAAGUUGUUGAGAUGCUUGAAGGAAAUAUAGAAUUGCUUCACACGCCUCCAAAGCCUUUUCUGUAUUCACAAGGUAUGCAGGCCGAGAAUAAUGAAAUGAAUGAAAGAUUGUCCAAUCUGUCAGGUGCUUGUAUGGAUUCUCUCACCCGUGAUAUAAGUGGUGGACGCUAAAUUUUCAAGACCAAACAUCCUGUAUUUACAAAUAAUAAUGUUGGUUCCAUAUGAUUUAGAUUUGAUGUUUUUAAAAGACAACACUUCAUGUAUAAGUUGCUUUUCUUCGUAGGCAAUUGCUCAGAAGACCAUGUGACUUGGUUUUAGAUCUGACAAGGGGAACACUGACGUUGUCUAUGUUAAGUUGUUCAAGAAGAGGAAAUCUUCUUUACCGCUGUUCUAUAAAGAAGAAGUUACGGAGCUCAA
Rhododendron vialii is the source of this 1524-nucleotide messenger RNA. RefSeq names its product rust resistance kinase Lr10-like. The transcript has 2 exons. Gene Ontology annotation, biological process: protein phosphorylation. The record is from RefSeq and is a predicted model, not a curated record. NCBI's taxonomy places the organism in Eukaryota, Viridiplantae, Streptophyta, Magnoliopsida, Ericales, Ericaceae. Gene Ontology annotation, molecular function: protein kinase activity; ATP binding. The annotation marks the transcript as partial.